AUCCUAGAAUUAAUACAGAGCAAUAGAAUGCGUAUUGUAAUUAAUAGCAUCAGGAAUGGCAGUGUGAUUGUGCUCUUCGACGUUGUGUUGGAUACAGGAGAAAAUAUAACAAAACCACAGAUUUCAGAUGCUUUUACAGACGCCCUUAACAUGAGUACAGUAUUGCAAGUUGAUCUUAAAAAGACUGUAAUAGAAGCAAGGAAUAGCUGUCAGCCAGGACUAAAUGACUGUUCACAACAUGCUACCUGCACUGCUGAAGGAGCCAGUUAUUCCUGUCAGUGCAACAAAGGAUUCACAGACAGCAGUCCCCAAGUUCCAGGGAGAGUUUGUCAGCAUGACCAGAAUCUACCUUCAGAACAAAUGACUACGGUCCCUCCAGAAAGUGCUACAGCUAGGUUUACAGGGAGCCCCUCUACCUCUGCGGACAGCCAUACCACGACUGCACCUGUCCAAGGUGAAAGUCCCACCACCAUCCAGGGGACCAGCCUGACGACAGAGCCCAAUGCCAAGACCUCCCUAUCCCUCCCUGCCACAUCUCUGGGCACCCCAUCCAUGACGUCUUAUAAGAAAUCAACAACUGUUAGUCCUGCUUUUACUGGAACUUGCAUGCCAGUGUCCAUUAAAGUUCAGAAUGUGACUGGGGACGCAAUACAAUUCAGCUGGACCGGUGGCAGGAGAGGCAGCCUCUACACCAUCUCCCUCAUGGAUGGAAACCGGCAGAUAAACAGAACAACUACAAAAGAGACAAAAGCUGUGUUUAAACAUUUACUUCCCGGUCAUGUAUACACAGUAUCUGUGGCAGUAUUACCUUGUGCUGAGGACAGCUGGACUUCAGUUAGUGUCCGAACAGAUCCUGUUUCCUGUUUCAACAGAACUGAGUUUUGCUUACCACAAAAUACUGGCUGUCCUGACUUAAAAUACUUUGUAUGCUCACAUUACCAAGCAUUUGCCUGCACUGUUUUGUUAAAAAGCCAGAUGUUUAAUCAUAUGCUUUAUAACUCUGAUAGCGAAGACUACAAAGCAAUGUCUGAAAAUAUCAAAACAGAAGUUGUUACAGAAAUGCGCAUUAUACUGAAGGAUGAGCACUUCGAUAUCAUUAUGCUUGGAUUCAGACCUGGGAGUGUGAUCGCUUAUUUUAUUUCUCUACUGCAAAAACAAGAGCCCAUUGAUGUGAAAGUUAUGCAGGCACACUUAAGUGAAAUAUUAAAGAAGAAGUUUGGUGAUCAAACUGAAGUAACUGUAAAAUCUCUGCCUGUUCAGUCAUCAGCUGGAGAAAGUUCCGCUUGGAAAGUGGCAGUGAUCAUCCUUGGAGUUUUACUUGGAGUUGCAUUAGUGCUGAUUCUUCUGAUAUCAUUGGCUUACAUCUAUACGAAGAAAAGAUCGGGUAGAUAUUUGGUCGAACCCAAAGGACUCCUGGGAAAUUUUUUCUACAAGGACUUAUAAUAUAAGCCAUCAGUUUCAUUUACAUAUUUUGGGUAAGGAGAAAAAUUAAUAGAUAUGUCUUAAAAUUAUAUGUUAAUUGUUUAUAUUAACUUCAGAUAACUUUACCCUCUCCUUCCCAAAGUCCAUCGUGAAAUUCCUGAGCUCCUGACAACCUCUAAUGAAUCAGCCUUUUAACAUUGCUCUCAGGUACGCAGUGGGGAAUUUUCCCCGUUGUACACGUGGUAGAGUGAGGCCCAGAGAAACUUCUGUCCGACCAUCCACUCUAGGUAUUGCAAUGAUUCCUAACCGUUGACUGUAAAGAGAGACAGGAUCUGGAGACUGCUCAAUAGUCUUAUCUUUAGUUGACACAGUAAUCAGAGUGACUGCGGUUAGUACCUAUGGCAGGUCACCUGUAUGCACAGCUGAGCCCAGAGCCACCCUGUUGGUCUUUAUGCACUUGGCCAAGGGUGAUUCACCUCACCUGAGAUUUUUAUCACCAUAUGAAGAUGUCUCUUUCUCUCCAGUGACUGCAGAAUGAGCCCAGGGCAAUUAGUGUUCUAGCAUAUGCAGGUUGGUCAGGAGUCUGGAGGGAAGUGGGAUAGAUCUGGGCUAUAUAGACUUCCUACAGGAGUCUCUAGUGGAGCAGGAAUUUGAUCUGGAGGCUUCUGAAUUCAAGGUUAGUUUAUUUAAUUGUUGGGCUAUGAGGGAACAACUGCCUUUAUGUGACAAAUGUAUAGCAUGCUAAAUACAGGUGUGGUUUAAUAGGAAAUCAUGAAUUGCACAGCCUUAACAUGUUACCAGACGGGGAAAGGGAGACAAAAGGUUAAUUUGGGCUGAAGUAUUUUACUUACCUAUUCUUGCCUGUCAAAAAUGGUUGCUUGGGCAAGGGUGUGUCAUACAGUGCCAUUUUGCCUUGCUUUUGGUAAUCCCGAAGUAGAGUCUGCUAAAAGCAACCUGAAGGAUCCUGUGGCAUUGGACCAGGAUCUUGGUGCUUUAAAGCAAUGAAAAUAAAUGGCUUUUAACUGUUAUCAUGACUCUUAGCUGCAGUCCCGAUGAAGUUACAGCCUGUUUCUCCCGUGGUGUAUUUUUUCUGCUUGGAAGGUGUUGUUGAACACAUGAUAAAGGGCUGUAUAACGCUGUACAUAUUUUCCGUAGGAUUUAUGUAUUUAAUCUCAAACCUGUUCUCCCUAUGUCUGUGUAUUUUGUCUGUAUGUCUAUGCUCAGCAUUUAUAUUAAGGCACUGAAUAUCCUGUGGCGUUGACGCCCUGGCUCAUGCCCCUCAAACAGUUCAGGCCCUUUGUCUUUGCGGAUUACGUUAUGGUUAGUUGGCAUGGGUUUGAGUGAGGAGGUGUCCAGAACCGUAGGGUGUUGUGGGACACCAGCAGACAAAGGACCUCAGAUGGGCGAUGGUGCACAAGCAACUCUCCUGUCCUCUGGGUGCAGCCAGUGUUAAUUUUUUUUAUACCCCCUUUCCUGCACUACAGUAUGGCUCUUGGAGGAACCCUGCCGAGGACCCUGGUUAAGCAGAAUGUUGAAGCCAUCUUAUGCGCUGGCCUUACUGCAGAAAGGCUGAUUUAGUUCAGGUUGUACCAUCACCCUAAUGAGGGAAGUCACAUCCAGCCUUGUUCCUCUGUCCUUGGCUUAGCAGCACUGUCACUGUGUGAGGCCAAUGGGCUGUGCUGGUGGAGAAGGGAAGGCUGUAUGAGUACCUAGGGCGUCUUUGCACACAAAUUUGUGUUGGUGGUUUAUGUUUCUGUCUGGAAUAUUUAUACAUUUUUUUGCAGGGACCUAUGAAAGAGGGGUUUUGCGUGACUUGCUCUCCCUUUCCUUCCAUGUAGUAUCAGCUUGGCUGUCCUUCUGCUCAAGUCUAGGGUAUGGAGUGACAGCCCACCUCACUGAUGGAAAGUCAGUGUGAUUAAUAUUUGUUAAACUUACUUUCUGUGGGUUUUAAACGUAGCUAGCUCUGGCACUAUAGUCACUGAGCGGUCACUUAAUAAUGUAUUCUGUCAGUAAAUGCAUGUUCUCCAGUGAGCUAUGUGUUGAAAACACAAAUGAGCCCUCUUGCUUAUGUUAAUCCUGUUUUCUUUCUUUUUGGGGGGUUCUACUUUGAAUAGCAAACUCUUAUUGUUAGUAAACCUUUCUGAUGUCCUUGCAAAUAAUGUUGAAAUAAAGACCAUGUACAGCAGGCUUGUACUAUGGAAUCGUGGGACUUGUUCAUGCAAAAUAUAUUUAAACUCUCUGAA
Messenger RNA from Chroicocephalus ridibundus (black-headed gull), 3665 nucleotides. RefSeq lists its product as uncharacterized. Lineage: Eukaryota; Metazoa; Chordata; Aves; Charadriiformes; Laridae. The transcript has 8 exons. Gene Ontology annotation, molecular function: protein binding. The record is from RefSeq and is a predicted model, not a curated record. Bases 28 to 1443 code for a protein of 471 amino acids.